Austrofundulus limnaeus is the source of this 3086-nucleotide messenger RNA. Its product is annotated as TGF-beta receptor type-2. Lineage: Eukaryota; Metazoa; Chordata; Actinopteri; Cyprinodontiformes; Rivulidae. The coding region runs from base 237 to 1910 and encodes 557 amino acids. The transcript has 8 exons. Gene Ontology annotation, cellular component: plasma membrane; signaling receptor complex. The record is from RefSeq and is a predicted model, not a curated record. Gene Ontology annotation, molecular function: ATP binding; metal ion binding; transforming growth factor beta receptor activity, type II. Gene Ontology annotation, biological process: protein phosphorylation; heart development; cell surface receptor protein serine/threonine kinase signaling pathway.
AGAAGAAGUAGAAGGAGGAGGAGGAGGAGAAAAAAACUGUCCAACCCCUCAGAAGAUUUCCUGUCUCACGCAAAGCGCUCAGUGAGUCAUCCUCCAGGCCGAGUCCUGCCGGGUGUUUAUCUGCCUCUGCCCGAGCUGCGACCACAGCAGCAACAGGCGAACCGAACACAGCCGGACUUUAUCUGUCAAAAGUUAAAAUUMAUGAGAAACUGGGUCCAGUUCAGUCCGGUUCUAAAAUGGAGCUACUUCGGUUUCCCGUUUUUUGGUGUGGAACGAUAAUACUCUUCGGUAUCUCGCUCGGAGCGGCGGGUCCUGUAGCCCCCCCAGAGGAGGACUCGAUCGUGAACCCGUUUCUCUCAGACUCCCCAAGACCAAAUUUGAAGAUGAAAAGGCUGUGCAGGUUUUGUGACGUGCAGACGACCACCUGCGCAGGUAAAGGGACCUGCGAGGUGGAGUGCAACAGAACAGCCAUCUGCGCCGMCGACGACGAAAUCUGCGUCACCAUCUGGAGGAAGAAAGACGACAACGUCACCUUUGAUACGGUGUGCCACAACCCGGCUCAGAAACUGUACGGCCUGGACCUGGACGAUUACAACAACAGCAAGUGCACCAUGAAGGAGAAAAAGGGAAUGGGCUCGCAGUUCUUCAUCUGUUCCUGCAGUGAGGACGAGUGCAACAGGCACGUCUUAUUCGACCGAAAUGCUCAGUUGGUGGCCGUCAUCAUCAUCUGCCUGGUGCCUCUUCUGGUCGUGGCUUUUGUAGUCAUCGUGUUCUUCUACUGUUACCGGGUUUACCGCCAGCGCCAGGCCCACUCCAUCCACAAGAAGGGCGCGCCGCUGGACUUCAGCAACGCCCCCAUCAUGAACGACGAGGGUUCGGACAGCAGCUCCACGCACGCCAACACCCUCAACCACAACACCGAGCUGCUGCCCAUCGAGCUGGAYGCCCUGGUGGGCAAAGGGCGCUUCGCGGAGGUCUACAGAGCCAARCUGAAGCAGGGCGUCUCCAUCAGCGAGGAGAUGGGCUUUGAGACCGUGGCCGUUAAGAUCUUCACGUACGAGGAGUACGCUUCCUGGAAGAACGAGAAGGACGUUUUCUCGGAUGCGGACCUGAGGCACGAGAACGUGCUGCACUUCCUGACGGCAGAGGAGAGGAAAGYGCAGAGGCAGUACUGGCUGAUCACGGCUUACCAGCCUUUGGGAAACCUCCAAGAGUAUCUGAGCCGCCAUGUUAUCAGCUGGCACGACCUGUGGCUGCUGGGGAGUUCUCUAGCCCGCGGAGUGGCGUACCUUCACAGUGACCAGACUCCCUGUGCCCGCUGUAAGGUCUCAGUGGCCCACAGGGACAUUAAGAGCUCCAACAUCCUUGUGAAGAAAGACUUGACCUGCUGUCUUUGUGACUUUGGCCUCGCUCUGCGGCUGGACAGCUCCCUGUCAGUGGAUGAGCUGGCCAACAGCGGCCAGGUGGGCACAGCGAGAUACAUGGCCCCCGAGGUGCUGGAGUCCAGGAUCAAUCUCGAAAACAUCGAGUCUUUCAAGCAGGCUGAUGUUUAUUCCAUGGCUCUUGUUCUGUGGGAGAUGAUCUCCAGGUGCAGUGCAAUCGGAGAGGUGAAAGAGUACGAGCCUCCGUUUGGGAACCUGAGGGAACACCCGUGUGUGGAGAGCAUGAAGGACAGUGUGGUCAGAGACCGAGGACGACCGGAGAUCCCCAACAGCUGGACCAACCACACAGGCAUCCAGAUGUUGUGUGCCACCAUCGAGGAGUGCUGGGACCACGACCCGGAGGCCCGUCUGACGGCGCACUGCGUCGCCGAGCGCUUCGACAACGUGGAGUUCCUGGACAAGCUGUCGGAUCGCUCCGACUCCGAGGAGAAGCUCCCCGAGGAAAUCAUGACGGUGGACGAAAAGUAAAAAAAAAAAAAAAAGCAGACGCUCAGCGGGAACACCGCCCCCCUCAGAGCGACUGAGGCGCUACAACCAAGCCGCUCAGAAAGGAAGGACUCCCGGCAGACGCACGCUUCGCUCCGUCGCAGCAAACUGGAAUAUUCUGUACAUUACAGCAUCAGGAUGAAGUCAGGAACUAACGUGGGAGACCAAAUUAUAAUAAACACAUACUGUUUGCACUUUACAAAUAUUUAUGCACACCAAAUGAUAUGUAAUCAGUGUGUUCUGUAACGAAACAUUUCAGGUUUUUCUAAUGAAGAGAUGUUAAACCACAUGUUAAAACCAGGAUGCAGAAAGAAAACAAUGGAGGGAAAAGGGAAAACUCUUUUUUUUAUACUAAAACUGUUGGAUUUCUGUUUAAGAAACAAAAACUAAAAAAAAAUAGCUGAAAGAAAAGGAAAAGCCAUUAUAAUAUUAAAUAUUAGGAACUAUAAAAUAAAAAUGGUUAAAUCAAUAUGAAAGGAGGAAAAAGAUGCAAUCUUGUACCAAAGUCUUAUCCCACCCUGUGUUUUUAAUCAUUUCAGUGUUUUCUUGUGUCUUUACAAAGCUUUGAAUCAAAGCUCUUCGUUUCAAAACAAUAUUCUCUUAUUUCCAGUCCGGUUCUUGUGCCUGAACCUUUUCAAGAGGAUUGUGCUUCUAUAAAACGCGUAUAAAUUUAAAAAAAAAAUACAAUUUAAAUGUAUUUCAUAGGCAUUUUGUUUCCAGCACAUUUCUUUUGUAUUAAUUUAAAAAUAAUGCCAAAGAUUGCUUCAGUUUUUAUCCAAAGCUCUUUUUAUUGCACAAGUCCACUUUUGAAGAUUCCAAGAAAAUCUGGGUCAUUAGAAGCAAAAAAAAAAAAAAAACAAGGGCUGGUUUUAAGAAUUUUAUAUUAUGCUGUAUAUACAAUGUGUGUGUUCCUCAGAUUACUGAAUUUACGUGUAAAAAUCUGUUCAAACCAAAGUUAAAAGGGAACAGAAAUACUGUAAAUAGGAAGCUAAACUGGAGCAAAAACAAACUAUUCUAUAUUUUGUAUGAGUUUUUAUUUGUGUUCAUGUGUUUUUACAGACAAGUGAAGUCUCAAACAGUGCUCGGAAAUGAUGUGUAUAGGAAUUUUUGUGUAUAGAUGUAUGAAUUUAAAAAAUAAAUGGUUUUUAAUGUACUGUU